This is a messenger RNA of Fonsecaea erecta, 1392 nucleotides long. RefSeq lists its product as hypothetical. The record is from RefSeq and is a predicted model, not a curated record. The transcript is spliced from 3 exons. NCBI's taxonomy places the organism in Eukaryota, Fungi, Ascomycota, Eurotiomycetes, Chaetothyriales, Herpotrichiellaceae. Gene Ontology annotation, molecular function: aspartic-type endopeptidase activity; protein binding. Gene Ontology annotation, biological process: proteolysis. The coding region runs from base 1 to 1392 and encodes 463 amino acids.
AUGGCAGUUCCAGGUAAUACUAAUAGUCAGGAUGCCUGUAUACAGCGCACGUCCAUAACCAUUAUCUCGUCUGACAGAGAGUUACCGACAGAUCUCAUUCCUCUCGAUGUCGGCCCCGACAUGACCCUUAACGACAUCAAAGCCUUCGUCGAAGCUGAGAUCGGUGUUCCUCCCUCAGCCCAAAUAUUCUUAAGAGAUGGGAAGGCGGUCACAGACACCUCCAUGACGCUUGCAGAUUUCAACAUCCAGGAAGGUGGUAUCAUACCGAUGGCCAUCCAAGCCAAUCCUCCGAGACGACGGGCGGCUCAGGGAGCAACUACCGGCCAGCCGUCCACACAGGUCGACAGAGGCGUUAACGAUUCCGAGGCAUUGAGAACCCGUAUAUUGCAAGAUCCUGGCGUCAUGGCUGAUUUUCGGAUACGAGAUCCCGAACUUGUUGCUGCUGCUCAAGAUGGACAGAGAUUCCGCGACCUACUGGAAGAGAGGUUUAGACAGAAUGAGCGGAUGCAGAGAGAGAAGGAAGAGCAGAUUGCUUUGCUAGAGGCGGACCCUUUCAACGUCGAUGCACAACAGAAGAUUGAGGAAAUGAUUCGACAGGAACGUGUCUCGGAAAAUCUGCAAAAAGCAAUGGACGAGUUUCCUGAAGCAUUUGGCAAGGUCACCAUGCUUUAUAUCGAUGUCGUCGUAAAUGGCCAUCCUAUCAAAGCUUUCGUGGAUUCAGGCGCACAAACGACAAUCAUGUCCCCGUCAGCCGCCGAACGGUGCGGGAUCCUGCGCUUGGUCGACAAACGGUUCGGAGGAAUAGCCAAAGGUGUUGGUACUGCUCAAAUCUUAGGUCGAGUGCAUUCAGCCGAAAUCCAAAUCGGACAGUACGACCUAGCCAGCAGCUUCACCGUCAUGGAAGGCAAAGACGUGGAUCUGUUACUGGGGCUCGACAUGCUCAAGCGGCAUCAGAUGUGCAUCGAUCUGAAAAAGAACUGUCUGCGCAUCGAAAACGACGAGAUCCCGUUCUUACCGGAAAGCGAACUCCCUAAGAUGAUGGAAGAAGUUCUGGAAAACGAGCCUAAAGUUGCAGGCCCUGGAGGGAGCACGGUUGGCGCGAAAACCGGAACUGUUAUGCCAGGGGCAUCAACAUCCUCAACUCAGGGGAGGUCCGGUCAGGCAAGCGCCAGCACCCCAGGCCCAUCGGAUCGGUCAGGGUCGACCGCUACAGCUAUCCCAUCGUCUGUCGUCCAGCCUCAUUCAGGUUCCAGUGCCUUUGGGGAGCCACAGCCUAUCACCGCAGAAACGAUAGCGCAAGUAACCGAGCUGGGUUUCACAAGAGAAGAGGCCAUUGCAGCGCUUCAACAGACCGGCGGUAAUGUCGAACUCGCUAUAGGGUUGUUGCUUUGA